Molecule: messenger RNA, 2331 nt
Organism: Mustela lutreola (European mink)
Lineage: Eukaryota; Metazoa; Chordata; Mammalia; Carnivora; Mustelidae
Gene: DMRT3
Product: doublesex and mab-3 related transcription factor 3
Exons: 2
Coding region: 198-1625 (475 amino acids)
Biological process (GO): male sex differentiation; regulation of transcription by RNA polymerase II
Cellular component (GO): nucleus
Molecular function (GO): RNA polymerase II cis-regulatory region sequence-specific DNA binding; DNA-binding transcription factor activity, RNA polymerase II-specific; protein binding
Source: RefSeq, a predicted model, not a curated record
GCUGCGGGCGCCGGGGGAUCCGUGAAGACGGCGGCGGCACCUCCCGCCGUCUCGGAGCGCACGCGGCCGCCGGGGCUGCGGGACCGAGCAGCGCUCCGCCCGCCGGCCGCCCCGGAGCCGGCCUCGCUGCCCCGCGGUCCAGCGCCCCCUGGCCCGCUGCCGCAGCCAGCCCGCCUGCUCUCCCUGGAGCCCGGGACAUGAACGGCUACGGCUCCCCCUACCUGUACAUGGGCGGCCCGGUGUCGCAGCCGCCGCGGGCGCCCUUGCAGCGCACGCCCAAGUGCGCGCGCUGCCGCAACCACGGCGUGCUGUCCUGGCUCAAGGGCCACAAGCGCUACUGCCGCUUCAAGGACUGCACCUGCGAGAAGUGCAUCCUCAUCAUCGAGCGGCAGCGGGUCAUGGCCGCGCAGGUGGCGCUGCGCCGGCAGCAGGCCAACGAGAGCCUCGAGAGCCUCAUCCCGGACUCGCUGCGCGCCCUGCCCGGACCCCCGCCGCCGGGGGACGCCGCCGCCGCCCCGCAGCCGCCGCCGACCUCGCUGCCGUCUCAGCCGCCGCCGCCGCCACCGCGGCCCGCCGCCGAGCUGGCUGCGGCCGCCGCGCUGCGCUGGGCCGCGGAGCCCCAGGCCGGGGCGUUGCAGGCGCCCCUCGCCAAGCCAGACUUGACGGAAGAGCGGCUGGGGGACAGCAGCUCGGGCGACAACACGGAGACCUUCAGCGACAAAGACGCGGACCAGAGGAGCUCCCCAGAUGUGGCCAAAAGCAAGGGCUGCUUCACCCCGGAGAGCCCCGAGAUCGUGUCCGUGGACGAGGAGGGCUAUGCGGUGCAGAAAAACGGAGGCAACCCGGAGAGCCGCCCGGACAGCCCCAAGUACCACGGGGAGCAGAACCACCUGCUGAUCGAGGGCCCCUCGGGGACCGUGUCCCUGCCCUUCAGCUUGAAGGCCAACCGGCCGCCCCUGGAAGUGUUGAAAAAGAUCUUCCCCGCCCAGAAGCCCACGGUGCUGGAGCUCAUCCUGAAGGGCUGCGGCGGGGACCUGGUGAGCGCCGUGGAGGUCCUGCUGUCCAGCCGCUCCUCUGUCGCCGGGGCUGCCGCGGACCGGGCCGCCGAGCCCGAGGGGCUGGUGCUGCCCUCCAACGGCCACAUCUUUGAACACAGCCUGAGCUCCUACCCCAUCUCCUCCUCCAAGUGGUCCGUGGGCUCGGCCUUCAGGGUCCCGGACACGCUGAGGUUUUCGGCCGACUCCAGUAACGUUGUCCCCAACCCCUUGGCCGUACCCCUACAGCAUCCUUUCCCCCAGCCGCCCCGCUACCCGCUGAUGCUGCGGAAUACUUUGGCCAGGAACCAGUCGAGCCCCUUUUUGCCCAACGACGUGACCCUGUGGAACACCAUGACCCUGCAGCAGCAGUACCAGCUGAGGUCCCAGUACGUGGGCCCCUUCCCCGCCAACUCGGCCGGCGUCUUCCGGAGCUCGCCGGUCCUCCCCGCGCGCGCCCCGGAGGACCCCCGCAUCUCCAUCCCCGACGACGGCUGCCCGAUCGUGGCCAAGCAGACCCUCUACACCGAGGAGGACUAUGACGAAAGGUCCGACUCCUCAGACUCUAGAAUACUCAACACGUCCUCCUAAAGGCCGCUCCCUGCGGGGCGGCGUGACCAGGUGACCUUUUCUGUGCAUUCGAACCCCGGGCCCGUCAGGAGAGGCCGCUUCUGUGUCCACCCUUCCCUUCUGUUUGGCAACGUGACUGUGCUUGAUUCUAUACCUUAGCAAUAAAAAGCAUAACUUAUUUAAUUUCUUGCACUUCAUUGGGAAAAAAAUGCCAAAUAGCUCUGCUCUGUGGCUUUAGUGCUGAAUGUUUAUUGUCAAAGAGAGUCUGAUGCUAAGAAUUGUCUUGGGAAAGCCGGGUCCAGCGGCAAGGUUUAUUUGGGGAGGGAAGGCUGGGGGCCCGCUUUGCUCCCAAACUCGGACCCGGAAUGCCGACAAAACAGUAUACUUGAAUGCGGUUUUGUGAAAGAGGAUUCCUCAGGAUCUGUAAAAACGGAAGCAAGCGAUUUCGGUUGCAAAUGGACCUUAUAUUCUCAUGCUAAAAUUCCUUCUUGCAUUUUAGAGAGACGCUGCACUUCAGGAGGGAGUGAACCGCUCACGUGCUUCUGUAGGCUCGGACAGUUUUCAGAGACAAACUCCUUUAAGAAUUCUUUCCGCGUGGCUGAACUGAAACAUGCGUGAUGUCCGUGUAAAGCCCAUCCCAGCUGUGAACUGCAUGAAAUGUAUUGUGAAAUGAACACAAGGUUAAGCUUUGUCAGGUGAAUGUAGCAUGCUGAGGGCUCUAGGAAAA